CUUCAGUUUAAGGUAACAUCUGUCUUUAUAAACCGGCAUGUGAAGAAAGACGUCAAGGUAGAAGAUUUUAAAGCAAGAACCUCUACAAACUAGAGAAGUCAUUGUUUUACAUGCUGAACUUCUCUUUAUAAGAUUCUGAAAAAGUAAGUAAUUGUGAAAGGUUCCAAAUUUCAGGGACAUUUUCUCAACUCACACAAACAGGCCCAAAAAAAAAAAAGUUGACAGAAAUAAGAACAGCAUGUCUCUCGAGGUGAAGGAGAAGACCCAGGUGAGGCUGGUGUUCCUCGGGGCAGCCGGGGUCGGCAAAACCGCCCUGAUCCAUCGCUUCCUUCAGGACACCUUUGAGCCCAAACACCGGCGCACGGUGGAGGAGCUGCACAGCAAGGAGUACGAUAUCGGAGGGGUCAAGGUCACGGUGGAGAUCCUGGACACCAGUGGCAGCUAUUCCUUCCCGGCCAUGCGCAAGCUCUCCAUCCAGAACAGUGAUGCCUUCGCCUUGGUGUAUGCUGUGGAUGACCCUGAGUCGCUGGAGGCCGUCAAGGGCCUGCGAGAUGAGAUCCUGGAGGUCAAGGAGGACAAGUUCACGCCGAUCGUGGUGGUGGGGAACAAGGCAGACCGGCAGAAGGAGCGCCAGGUGUCCAGCAAGGACGUGCUGUCCACCGUGGAGCUGGACUGGAACAACAGUUUUGUGGAAGCCUCGGCCAAAGAUAACGCCAACGUGGUGGAGGUGUUCAGGGAGCUCCUGCAGCAGACCAACCUGCCCAGCUGCCUGAGCCCUGCCCUGCGCAGACGCAGGGAGACCUUUCCUAAGGACACCACCUUCCGGCCUCCCAUGAACAAGACCAACAGCUGUAUCCUAUCCUAACGGGAGACGGGGGGAGAAAAUCAAAGUGAUAUGUAGCACAAAGAGACAGGACAGAACAAGUAAGGAUGUGUGUUAUGUUGUGUGACAUCCAAUGCUGCU
This is a messenger RNA of Lampris incognitus (smalleye Pacific opah), 964 nucleotides long. RefSeq names its product ras-related protein Rap-2a-like. Gene Ontology annotation, molecular function: GTPase activity; GTP binding. The transcript has a single exon. The coding region runs from base 239 to 865 and encodes 208 amino acids. Lineage: Eukaryota; Metazoa; Chordata; Actinopteri; Lampriformes; Lampridae. The record is from RefSeq and is a predicted model, not a curated record.